AGCUUCUUCACUCUCUUCUUCACUCUCCUGCUUCGGUAAAAAAUUCUUGAGAGCUUCGAGAAAUGUCGAUGUUAAUAGCGGCUAAAUCCGCUUCACUCUGCUGCUCAAACCCUUCGAUUUCAGAUAGAACCGGGCGAAAUCCUCGCGCAGUCCGAUCGGCUGCUUAUCCGACGGUGAGAAUGCAGUCACGUGUUCACCGUCUGAUUGAAGAGCAAGGCGCCGUGCUUGUUCCUGGAAUCUACGACGCUUUAUCGGCGGCUAUCGUGCAGCAGACCGGAUUCUCCGCCGCUUUGAUCUCCGGUUACGCUCUCUCCGCCGUGACUUUGGGAAAACCCGAUUUCGGUUUGAUAACACCCCCGGAGAUGGCAGCAACGGCGAGAGCAGUUUGUGCUGCUGCUCCAAAGAUUCCAAUCUUUGCGGAUGGAGAUACUGGUGGAGGAAAUGCUCUCAAUGUUCAAAGAACUAUAAAGGACUUAAUCGCAGCUGGUGCUGCUGGUUGCUUCCUUGAGGACCAGGCAUGGCCAAAGAGGUGUGGGCAUAUGCGUGGCAAAGAGGUCAUACCUGCCGAGGAGCACGCUGCUAAAAUAGCAUCAGCAAGAGACGCUAUUGGAGAUUCUGACUUUUUCCUCAUUGCAAGGACUGAUGCGCGUGCCCUUUCAGCUAAAACAGGACUUUCAGAUGCCAUUGACCGUGCUAAUCUCUACAUGGAGGCUGGAGCUGAUGCUUCCUUCGUUGAGGCACCAAGGGAUGAUGAUGAGCUUAAGGAAAUUGGAAAGCGCACAAAAGGUUACCGAGUUUGUAACAUGCUUGAAGGUGGACGCACGCCAUUACAUACACCUGAUGAGCUUAAAGAAAUGGGAUUUCAUCUGAUUGCUCACCCACUUACCUCGCUCUAUGCAUCGACUAGAGCUCUUGUCGAUGUUCUCAAGAUUCUCAAGGAAAAGGGAACCACCAAAGAUCACUUAGAAAAGAUGAUUACGUUCAAGGAGUUUAACCGUUUGGUGGACUUGGAUUCAUGGUAUGAGCUCGAAACCAAGUACUCAAACCUCAGGAACGCUCUUGGCGAAACAAAGUCAUGAGAUUCUGACAAACUCUGGCCACAAUGGAAGCUCUCAUGCCAAUGGUCUCUGACGAUUUGAUCCAGUAAUGUGUCAUCAAUAAUGUUAUCUUCUUUCUCACUUGUUAUGAAUCAAUAAUUGUGAUUUUGACAUGUAAAAAUCGCAAAAAACUUCUAAUUUUAUUAGUACAUCUUGUUCUUGUUUCUCCGACAAA
Camelina sativa (false flax) is the source of this 1272-nucleotide messenger RNA. Its product is annotated as carboxyvinyl-carboxyphosphonate phosphorylmutase, chloroplastic. Gene Ontology annotation, molecular function: catalytic activity. The record is from RefSeq and is a predicted model, not a curated record. Lineage: Eukaryota; Viridiplantae; Streptophyta; Magnoliopsida; Brassicales; Brassicaceae.